Molecule: messenger RNA, 474 nt
Organism: Suncus etruscus (white-toothed pygmy shrew)
Lineage: Eukaryota; Metazoa; Chordata; Mammalia; Eulipotyphla; Soricidae
Product: keratin-associated protein 9-3-like
Exons: 2
Coding region: 1-474 (157 amino acids)
Cellular component (GO): keratin filament
Source: RefSeq, a predicted model, not a curated record
AUGGCCUGCUGCACCACUAGCUUCUGUGGAUUCCCCACCUGUUCUACUGGUGGCAACUGUGGCUCCAGCUGUUGCCAGCCCAGCUGCUGUCCAACUAGCUGCUGCCAGCCCAGCUGCUGCCCUACUAGCUGCUGUCAGCCCAGCUGCUGCCAGCCUAGCUGCUGCCAACCCAGCUGCUCCAGCUGUUGUGAAUCUGGCUGUGGUGGCUUUGGUGGUGCCCAGGGGAGUAGCGGUGGAGCUAUGACCUGCCGCGUCAGGUGGUGCCGCCCUGAUUGCCGCGUGGAGGAUACCUGCCUGCCCCCCUGCUGUGUGGUCAGCUGCACCCCCCCAACCUGCUGCCAGCUGCACCAUGCCCAGGCUUCCUGCUGCCGCCCAUCCUACUGUGGACAGUCCUGCUGCCGCCCACAGUGCUGCUGCUACUGCUGCCAGCCCAGUUGCUGCCAGUCCAGCUGCUGUGAGCCCACCUGCUGUUAA